This is a messenger RNA of Betta splendens (Siamese fighting fish), 1961 nucleotides long. RefSeq names its product HIV-1 Tat interactive protein 2 (gene htatip2). The record is from RefSeq and is a predicted model, not a curated record. Gene Ontology annotation, cellular component: cytoplasm. Gene Ontology annotation, biological process: import into nucleus. NCBI's taxonomy places the organism in Eukaryota, Metazoa, Chordata, Actinopteri, Anabantiformes, Osphronemidae. Bases 244 to 1071 code for a protein of 275 amino acids. The transcript is spliced from 6 exons.
CGUUCUAUAGUGCGUGAUUUCCAGGGAGAAUAGGGAUAUAGCACUAUCUUGCUCUUCUGGGUUUACCAUCGUAUUAUAGCCGUUAAACACAACAUGUCUGUGGCGAUCUUUUUGUCUCAUUGAGAUGACGUAUCAGAUUUGAGCCUCCGCCCGUGAACGAAGCUGGAAGGCGGCGUUGACUAUGUGUAAACAGACCCGGCAACCAGGAAGUGGUUUUGGUCGGUAGCCCAACCACUGUCUGUUAUGAAAGCGCUGAGCUCCACCCUGGGAAAAGCCGCCGGACUCUUAGCCCUCGUAGUUGCUGUAAUUGCAGCGGUUUUGAGUUAUUUCGAAGACCCUGAUCCGAUUAAGUCCAUCAGCAUGUCUGAGGACAUGAAGGUCCUGGAGGAAAACUUCAGGCAGCAGAACAGAAGCUGUUUCAUCCUCGGAGCCUCUGGGGAAACUGGACGGCUGUUGCUUCAAGAGAUGCUGGAGCGCAACCUCUUCUCUAAGAUCACUCUGAUAGGAAGGAGACCACUGACGUUUGAGGGCAAAGCGUAUGGAAACCUGGUACAAGAGGUGGUGGACUUUGAGAAGCUCGACGACUAUGCUGCUGCGUUUCAGGGUCACGACGUUGGCUACUGCUGCCUGGGAACCACCAGAGCAAAGGCAGGAGCUGAGGGAUUCAUCCGCGUGGACCAUGACUAUGUUCUGAAGUCAGCUGAGCUUGCCAAAGCUGGAGGCUGUGCACAGUUCCACCUGGAGUCAUCCAGAGGCGCCGAUAAAAACAGCAACUUUCUCUAUCUCAAAGUCAAGGGCCAAGUGGAAGCAGAUAUUGAGGCUCUGGCUUUUGACAGGUUUGCGAUUUACAGACCAGGUGUUUUAUUGGUAGACCGGCAGGAGAGUCGGCCGAGUGAGUGGCUGGCCAGGAAAUUCUUCAGUGUCUUAUCUCCUGUUUGCCCAUCGAUGUCCAUCUCAAUUCAAGAGGUGGCGAAAGCAAUGGUGUCAAACACUCUGCUUCAGCCUAAUCAUAAAACAGAGAUCCUGGAGAACAAAGACAUCAGUAACCUGGGAAAGGGUGCAGGGAAAUGAGAGAGCAAGCAAAAAACAGUAAGAUUAGCUAGUUACACCGACAACGCUACGUCCAAGCUAAGAUUCCUGACGUGGGAUUGAUUCUAGCUGCCUCCGUGAUUCUAUCAAGUUAUUUAGAUAGAACACACAAACAAAUAUGAUCACAUACUGAAAAUAUUCAUCACAGAACUCAUCAGAACACUUUAAAGCUCAUACAGUUAAACUGAUAGUGAAAUCUUUUCAUAAGGGAACUAUUGUGCUUUUUAAUCAUUUGGGCUCUGAGACGGGAAUCUUAAAGUUUGCUUAUGUAAAGUUUAAAGUUUGCUUAUGUAUUUUGCACUUGUGUGUGAUUUUCUUUGCUUUGAGGAUAUUUAUUGAAAAUGUUUCAAAUGUUACGCAUGUUGUGUAGUGUAGCAACAGAUCAACAGUAAAUGUUUUCAUGUUAAUGACUAGUUAAUCAAUUUAGAUUUUAAUUUGUAAAAGUUUGUCAUUAACAGUUCACAAACAGCUUUAAUUAUGAUCUAUUGUAUCUUAACAUACAUACAAUGACAUGAAUGUCUUAAAAAACAGUAGCUGGUUGAUAUUGAAUUUAAUGCACAUGCUGGUGGCAUGCUGCCAUUUAAGAUGGAUUUUGAAUGUAAUAUAAAAAAUGUAAAUUAAUAAUUUAACUAAAAUAAAUAUAGGAACAUUAUCUUCUACAUAAUUGCACAUGGGUUUACAGAGCAUCACCCCUUUACUUUGUAAGAACAGUCAUGUUACAAGUUUUAAGCGCUACCAUCUCUUAUUCCGUUCGAUUUAUUCUAUCGUUUCUUCUUCUAUCUAUCCUCCACAUUAUCUUGCUGAAUGCAUUUCGUUGUUCUAUGUAAAGCACUUUGCUGGUGCGUGAUAAUAAACAGAUUUUUUCUCCAUGA